Messenger RNA from Episyrphus balteatus (marmalade hoverfly), 449 nucleotides. RefSeq lists its product as uncharacterized. The record is from RefSeq and is a predicted model, not a curated record. The transcript is spliced from 2 exons. NCBI's taxonomy places the organism in Eukaryota, Metazoa, Arthropoda, Insecta, Diptera, Syrphidae. Bases 38 to 421 code for a protein of 127 amino acids. Gene Ontology annotation, molecular function: odorant binding.
AGUCAGAACUCAUACAUUAAUUGCUUAUUCGUUUACAAUGUUCCGAAUAGUUUUUUCUAUUUUUAUAACCUUUUAUAUUUUUCUAACAAUUAUUAUACAAUGUUUUCCUAUGAUGUUUGGUGAUGGAUUCUAUUAUUGUAUUUAUACUUCGGAGGUUAAACGAGACAUGAUUGAAGAAUUCGCUUAUAAAAACUCAUCGAUUGCAGAUCGUAAUGUUAAACUUCAUUGUUAUAUUAAAUGUGUCAUGGAAGAGUAUGGUAUUUUAAAUAAUGAAACUCGAUUAAGUGUGGAUGUUGUCGGAGAUAAAGAUUUAGAGACUAGAAAUAGUUUUAAUAAGUGCAUGAAUGAAGCUUAUAAACAGCUUUAUGCUUGUACAAUUGCUUUUAAUACUUUUAAAUGUAUUCAAAAAGUAUUGGAAUAAAUUGAAAAAUAAAAUAAAAUAAAAUAAA